CUUUCUUCACAUCUGACUCAAAACAUCCUUAAUCACACUUCUUCACAAUCUUUCUCUUGUUGUCUCUGAAGCAAAGAUCAAUGUCGUCACAUAAUGUGGUUCAAGUGGUUACUGAAGAAAAUGGCAACAAGAAAAUGAAAUGUGAGGUAGGAGAGUGCAAGAAAAUAAAAGGUAACGUCAUUUUGAAGAAGAAGAAGACUGUUUUGCUGGGUAUCAAUGACCCUCAAGCGUCUCUUCAUGAUUUCUUUGACGGGUUAAGGGGCCGGAGAGUCUCUUUGCAACUCAUAAGUGCUGUUAAUGGUGACCCUGAAGAUGGACAUCGAGGCAAACUAGGACACCCUGUAUACUUGGAGAAAUGGAAUACAUCGGACUCCAUUAAAGCCAGUAAAAGAAAUUUCCAGAUUACAUUUGACUGGGAGGAGGACAUUGGAAUUCCAGGGGCGUUCACUGUAAGAAAUAAUCACCAUACUGAAUUCUACCUGGAGAGUCUCACACUUGAAGAUGUUCCUGGCCAUGGCUCCAUCCAUUUUGUUUGCAACUCAUGGAUUUACCCUGCAGAAAAUCAUGAAAAGGAUCGUGUUUUCUUUCCUAACAAGGCAUAUAUUCCCCAAAAGACACCAACACCUUUGCACAAGUACAGAGAAGAAGAACUGGAGAAUUUAAGAGGAAGUGGAAAAGGAGAGCUUCAGGAAGCUGACAGGGUUUAUGACUAUGCAUACUACAAUGACUUGGGAGAUCCUGAUAAAGAUCCAAAAUAUGCCCGUCCAACUCUUGGCGGGUCAACUGAGCAUCCUUAUCCUCGCAGAGUAAGAACAGGCCGAGAACCAAUGAAGACAGAUCCUGACUGUGAGAGUAGAUUACCUCCUCAUAAGAGCUUAAGCAUUUAUGUUCCAAGAGACGAACAAUUUGGUCAUUCCAAGAAGAAAGAAUUCAUUGUUAAUUCACUCAAAUCUUUAGCUCAAAUUAUUGGACCUGGGUUAGAAGCUGUGUUUGGUGGAGAGUUUGACAAUCACAAUAACAUGUUAAGUCUCUUUGAAGGAGGAAUCAAAGUACCUGAUGACCCUUUACAUGAUGUUGUAGCUAACAACAAUCCCCUGAAGAUAUUUAAGGCGAUAUUUCGAAGUGAUGAAGGAUCUGUAUUCAAAUUUCCAGUGCCUCAUGUGAUUAAAGAAGAUAAAUCUGCAUGGAUGAGUGAUGAGGAAUUUGCUAGAGAAAUGCUAGCUGGUUUAAAUCCUGUCAAUAUUCGUCGUCUCGAGGAAUUCCCUCCCAGAAGCAAGCUAAACCCUGAACAAUAUGGUAAUCAGAACAGUUCAAUAAAGAAGGAGAACAUAGAGCAUAAUCUAAGUGGAAUGAGUAUAUACGAGCAGGCGAUAAAGAAGAACAAGUUAUUCAUAUUGGAUUACCAUGAUGCACUGAUGCCACACCUGAGGCAGAUAAAUAGCAGUUCCUCAAAGAUUUAUGCAUCAAGAACAUUUCUUUUCUUGAAAGAAGAUGGAACCUUGAAGCCACUGGCAAUUGAAUUAAGCUUGCCUCAUUGUGAGGGAUACCAAUUUGGAGCAGUAAGCAAUGUAUACACUCCUGCUGAACAUGGUAUCGAAGGUUCCAUUUGGCAAUUGGCUAAAGCUUAUGUGUCCGUAAAUGAUUCAGGAUUUCAUCAGCUGAUUAGUCACUGGUUGAACACGCAUGCAGUAAUUGAACCAUUUAUAAUCGCAACAAAUAGGCAGCUAAGCGUACUUCAUCCAGUUCAUAAGCUUUUGCAUCCUCAUUUUCGUGACACGCUGUUUAUAAAUGCAUUAGCUAGACAAGUUCUCAUUAGUGCUGGAGGAAUGCUGGAGUCAACCGUUUUUCCAGGAGAAUAUGCUAUGCAAAUGUCUUCUGCAGUCUACAAAGACUGGAUUUUUACUGAUCAAGCACUUCCUAAAGAUCUCAAGAAGAGAGGAAUGGCAGUUGAGGACGAGAAUUCACCUUAUGGUCUUCGUCUAGUCAUAGAAGACUACCCUUAUGCAGUUGAUGGGCUUGAGAUAUGGUCAGCAAUCAAAAAAUGGGUUAAAGGGUAUUGCUCCUUCUACUACGAGUCCAAUGAAAUGGUUCAAAACGACACUGAACUCCAAUCCUGGUGGAAGGAACUCCAAGAGGAAGGCCAUGGCGACAAGAAUGGCGAACCGUGGUGGUCGAGGAUGCAAACUUGUGAAGAACUAAUGGAAACAUGCUCUAUCAUCAUAUGGAUCGCUUCUGCUCUCCAUGCAGCAGUCAAUUUCGGACAGUAUCCUUUUGCAGGUUAUCUCCCGAACCGCCCAACCAUCAGCCGCAGGUGGAUGCCUGAAAAAGGCUCUGCUGAGUAUAAGGAACUUGAAUUAAAUCCUGAAGUUGUUUUCUUCCAAACAAUCACAGCCAAACCACAGGCACUUCUGGGCAUUGCCCUUAUAGAAAUAUUGUCAAGGCAUUCAUCAGAUGAGGUAUAUCUUGAUCAGCGGACACCUGGAUGGACUUCAGAUAAGGAGCCAUUGCAAGAAUUUAAGAAAUUUCAAGAUACAUUGAAAGAAAUUGGGGAAAGAAUUUUAGAAAGAAAUGGAGAUAGAAAACUAAAGAACCGUUUUGGACCUGUCAAUAUGCCUUAUACUCUGCUCUUUCCAACAAGCGAAGAAGGACUUACUUGCCAGGGGAUUCCCAAUAGUAUUUCAAUUUAAAGCUACUAUAGCUCUAAAGACCUUGUUGUUAUUCUUGUUUACAGUUUGAUGGUUUCUACAAAAUUUGUAGCUUCAAAUGUUCUAUCUAGUUGGUUAGUUUCCUGAUGCACUACUUAAAAUUCAGAAAAAAUAUACAAAGAUAGCAAGAAAAAGUUUCAACUA
This is a messenger RNA of Jatropha curcas, 2849 nucleotides long. RefSeq names its product putative linoleate 9S-lipoxygenase 5. Gene Ontology annotation, biological process: lipid oxidation. Lineage: Eukaryota; Viridiplantae; Streptophyta; Magnoliopsida; Malpighiales; Euphorbiaceae. Gene Ontology annotation, molecular function: protein binding; oxidoreductase activity, acting on single donors with incorporation of molecular oxygen, incorporation of two atoms of oxygen; metal ion binding. The record is from RefSeq and is a predicted model, not a curated record.